Chironomus riparius is the source of this 4356-nucleotide messenger RNA. The record is from the annotation of a GenBank genome assembly. Lineage: Eukaryota; Metazoa; Arthropoda; Insecta; Diptera; Chironomidae.
AAUAGUUUAAAAUUUUCAAAACAAAAAUAUCCAAAUUAAUUUAAUUUCACAAUUUCUCCAUUAUUCCUUAGCAUAUAGAUCAGCAAAUAAGAGAUAAUGAUGAAUCUCAAGCCACUGAUCAGCUAUUCUGGCGAUAAUAUUCUAUUCAAGUCAAUCCAGACGAGAAUUGAACAAGCACUUCCAACUGAUAAGAUUGAAUGGAAGCGAUCGUAUGGACGAGGCACAGCUAAAAACAUCAAAUUAGAGGCUAAUUUCAAGACAUUUGAAAGCUGUAAGGCACAAAUAGAAAGUUAUAAUUCACAAAAUUUUGACAUACUUAAAGAUCCAAGCCUGCAUAUUUACAUCUCUGAAUGCAAUGAUGUUGAGACAUAUAAAGGAACGUUAAAAGAGGAACUUGAUUCGUGGCUAAAAAAUCUUGCAACUUACGGAAUUUCUGAUUGGAUGAUUCUUAUUGUAGAGACUAUUGAUAUGAAAAAGACUAAGAACAUUCUUCCCAGACAAAGCGUCCUCGACAAGAUUCGUCUGGAUUUUGGUGCUAAGAAUGCCGAUAGAUGUGUUUCGAUAUUAAAUCCAUUAAAAUUCGAGAAUAAGGCAACAGAGUCAUUCCGAUCAAUGAUCCAACGAAUAAGACAUUUAAUCCUAUCAGCAUACAAUAAGAAUAUUAUUAAAUUUGAGGAGAUAAUAAGAGCAAGAAGAGAAGAGAGAAAUAAUGAAGAUUGGAAUUUUAUUACGUACUUUUUACUGCAAGAGAAACUUGCGUUCGUACUAGAAAUGCUUACACUUUAUUCAGACGCUCUUGUUCAAUAUGAUGAACUUGAUGCUAUGCUUAAUCUCUUUAUCAUGAACACAAUGUAUGGAGAAAAACCGAAAUGGAUGAGUACAUUUGAGAAGCCUUUAAAUAAUCUUCGAGGAAUUACAAUGUGUCAGAAGGAUAUAAAAGAAACUAGAGAAAAAAUCGUCGAUAAUUCCAUCACAAUAAUUGAAUUAAGAAAUUACAUCUUUCAAAGACAAUGUACGUUAUUGAACUCGAUGGAGCAUCAAUGGGAAAUUGCACAACGUCUAUUUCCAUUCCUUUUCUCAACUUUAAGGGAGAUCGUUGAAGCACUAAGAUUAGAAACUUUCAUGGGUACAUUGUCAUGCUGGCAAUUUAUAAAUUGUCUAGAAGUUCUUAAUAUGUGUGAUUGUGUUGUUGGCACAGAAAAUAUAAUUAAAUGUUCACAGCAUACAGCAUCAAUAUGGAAUUUGGCAAAAGAUAAGUUAUAUGAAUUAGGAAAGCUUUGUGGAUUAUUGCCAGGCUCUGACUCUACGUCUGAGCAGCUACAUAUUGUUGUUCAGUUAUCGUCAUCAAUUGGAGAGAGUCCUGAAAGAGAUGAGCUAGAGAAAAAAGAACUGGAAAUAAGAAGAUCGCAUUCGCCAAGCAGAAAAGUCCAAAAACCAGGUUGUGAAAGAUUAAGGGAAGCUCUGCAGUCUAAUGAAUUAUUCCAAAAGUUGUACUUAGAGCUGUGUGAAUUAGCAAUAAGCACUUAUAAGCAUGUAUCAAGACUAAGAUCAGCUAGAUAUGUUGGAAGAGACUUAGGCAACUUUUAUUGCUCACUCAAUGAGCCUCAUAAAGCUAUUGUCUUCUUUACUGACCUUCUACGUGAAUUAAAAUCUGAAAAAUGGAACGCAUUGGCAUCACAGACAUUACUAGAACUAGCAAAUUGCUAUAAGAAGCUUGAUGAUUCAUUGAGUUAUACAAAAGUUUGUGCUGCUAUAUCAUGCUGUGUUGAUUUAGAAAUUCUCGUCCGUACUUUUUAUUUUGAUGACUUCCUCAAGUCACUCAAAUCAAUUCAACCAAUUUUGACACAGUCUGAUAAAGAAUCUAAUAAUUUCAUUCAGCUUGAGGACAAUUUUAAGCUCAUUGAUGUGCAUUUGGUCAACAGCAGCCCGAUCAUUCAAGACAGCUUACUUUCAUUGGAACUAAGAAUUGAUUCGAAUUUUCCAAGAGAAGUUUUGUGUGAAAAAGUCGCAAUAAGUUUUGAACUCUUUGGCAAAGGUACAGAAGCAGUUAUACCGCCAAAUGAAUUUGACAUCCUUCCGUUCUCAAUUGAGACAGAUUUAAAACAAGAUAAUACAAUCAAUAUGGUAUCUGUAAUCUGUGAGAGUAAGGGAAAGGUACGAAGAACUAGCAGCGGAAAGAAUGACAACUUGCCAGUCACUGAAUCUAAUUUCAAGCAUUCUGCAUCAGCUAAAAAUAUCCUCAUUCAUCCAGGAAUUAAUGUGAUUGUGCUUGAAACAAAGGCACUAGAAGUUGGUACGUGGAUAAUGAAGCAAAUAGCCAUACAUUUUCAAAAACUAAAAUUCUUAUCCAAGUCAAUCAAUGUCAGAAACAAGCCAUUUGAAAUCAGCACAAAAUCGAGUUCUGCAUCAUUACACUUUUCUGAUUUAGUAGCUGGAUUGGAUCAGAGCAUGAAGCUAUUCAUUUCUGGUGGAUCUUAUCAUUUUCCAAAGGAAUCAUCCAUACAAUUAAAAUGCUCGAAAGGCUUAAAACUGAAGAAGAAUGAUGAAAAUGAUUAUCAAAAGACAUUAAAUAUAAAAUUAACAGACUUUAAAUUAUUCGAGGAACGAACAGUUGAACUAAGUGCUCUCUGUGAACUGCCAUGUCGUCGUGACGAGACAUUAAUUGAUCAAAAAGUUUUACUUCACUGUCCAUGGAGUGAAUGUGAGAUUCAAAUUCCUUUAAAAUUCUUACCCAUCUUGACUGCUUCGUGUCGUUUACAUUCGUCUGGAUCUAAAAAGUUCCUUCAAGUUAUUGUUAAAAGUUUGUAUGAAAAGAACUUGAUUUUAACUGAUGCUGUAAUGAAAUGCUUAGUUAACAAUGUAAUAAUUACGGAUUUGAAUCCAAAAUCACAGAAUCGAGUGACAAUUAUGAAGAAUAUAUCCAUCAGCUACUUAUAUGAGAUUGAAGCUGAGCCAUUACAGACAAUAAAUGAACUGCCAGUGAUUAGUAUUGAGUUUAACGUGAUGUAUGCUGAUGUUAAUCAUUCAGAAGUCAUUCGACGAUACAUUUGUCCAUUUGAUGUCACUGACUAUAAUACAUUGUUCCAUUUGACAGUCAAAAUUGCAACUGAGCCUCAAGAAAUUUGUCGUGUUGGAACUGUCUGUCAUCUCAAUUUGACAAUCAAGAAAUUGACAGAACAAAAGCAGUUUAAUGAUUUGAUGUAUGAAGUUCUUUUUGAUCAGAAUAUGUGGGCACUUUAUGGACGUUCAGCAGGCGUUGUAUCAAUGACUGAUGACAUGAUGGAAACGACAAUUACCCUUGAUAUUUUUCCACUCAUUCCUGGAUUCCUGCCACUACCAAACAUACGAUUAAGCAAGUAUAUGGCAAAUAAAACUAAUAAAACUGACAAUCCCAAAUUAGUUCCAUUUGCACCAACACAAGUGUACAAUUCAACAAAAAGUUUGCAAAUUCACGUGUUAAAUAAUGUGGAACAGCAAUGAAACGUACUGAGUAAAGUGCAAAAGGCACAAAUUUAGUAAAGCUUAUAAGUUAUCAAUCUCAUUUAUUUCUGGGUUUUGUUUUUCUUCAUCUUGUAUUGUUAUCGUCUCAUAAAAUAUCAAUUUCUAUUUAUUCCAAUUGUUAUUAUGACUUAAUGCUUAGAAAUAAAUGUAAAGUUCUUGUUAAUUAAGUUAAAGGAAUGAUAAAUAAUUUACUCAGAAAAAAAUCGUGUCAACACAAAAGAAAAAAAAACCUUAAUCUUAGAAGAUUAAUCAAAUUAAAAAUAUAUAUAUCAAUAAAAAUAUUAUAUGUUUAUCGACUAGAAAUUGAAAGAAACAUGUCUUUUUACUUUCUUCCUUAAAUUAUUUAAAUAGUCUAUCAUGCCUUGCACGAAAGUUCCUUUGCAUGCACAUCUCUCAUUUUGUUUUAGGAAAAUUAAAAUCAUUCAUUUUGAGCAAUUUUCAGUAAUAGAAGAGAGAUAGAGAAAUUCAGUGAGGAUAUAGACAUAGGUAUAUAAAUUGCACAGUUUAAUUAAUGCAUUGUAUCGUGAACUGUUCUUUUUUUUACAAAAUUGGUUUAAUUUUUUAAUGUGCGAAUAAGUAGAAAUUGAGUUGAUGUCUGGAGAAAGUGAUCUGUUCUUUAAUUUUAAUAUCUUUUCUCUGUUAAGUUUAGAUUAUUUGAUAGAUUUAAAAUAAAUUCAUCGGAUUAAAUUGAGUAAUUCAGUAAUCCAACACUUCAUUUCAGCUCAGUUCAUUCGAUUUUUUAAAAGAAAACGGUAAUUUUUGAAUUUUAGAAAACCGUUAAAAUUUUAAACGUAUUCGAAAGAAGAACAUAGCUUUUUCCAGACAGCAGCUCAAAAUUGAAACAUUACUUUUAUA